Molecule: messenger RNA, 3226 nt
Organism: Oncorhynchus keta (chum salmon)
Lineage: Eukaryota; Metazoa; Chordata; Actinopteri; Salmoniformes; Salmonidae
Gene: klhdc3
Product: kelch domain containing 3
Exons: 11
Coding region: 220-1368 (382 amino acids)
Cellular component (GO): cytoplasm
Molecular function (GO): protein binding; chromatin binding
Source: RefSeq, a predicted model, not a curated record
GCAACACAUUGGAUGCCAAGCACCGUUAAACCUCAGAAGAAGGGCUGAGAGGAGAGUGGAUCCAGAGUCCAAGGUCUGUUUGAGGGUGAAUGGGGUGACAGCAGAAGAGAGGGUAAUGGACUAGUACAGGGUGACAGGCUGCCAGGGAGCCGAGAGGAGGACAGGUGAGGAGUGGUGCUAUUGGAGCUUUAGCUGCUAGCGGAACGCUAUUAGUGUGGGAUGUUACGCUGGACAACCCACCUGGAAGGAGGGCCGCGGAGGGUGAACCAUGCUGCUGUCUCCGUGGGACACAAGGUGUUCUCCUUCGGAGGGUACUGCUCUGGAGAGGACUACGAGACGCUGAGACAGAUAGAUGUACACAUCUUUAACACAGUUUCUCUGCGGUGGAUGAAGUUGCCUCCAGUGAGAACAGGUGGUAGGGAACACGCCAGGGAUGUCCCCUACAUGCGUUACGGUCACACAGCCGUGCUGCUGGACGAUACCAUCUACAUCUGGGGGGGUCGUAACGACACAGAGGGGGCCUGCAACGUCCUCUAUGCCUUUGACAUCAACAACCACCGGUGGUUCACCCCUAAGAUUUCUGGGACGGUUCCGGGGGCGAGAGAUGGCCACUCUGCCUGCAUCCUGGGGAAGGCCAUGUACAUCUUUGGAGGAUACGAGCAGCUGGCUGACUGCUUCUCCAAUGACAUCCACAAGCUGGACACCACAACCAUGGCCUGGUCACUAAUCAAUACAAGGGGUACUCCAGCUCGUUGGAGGGACUUCCACUCUGCCACCAUCAUUGGCACUAAGAUGUUUGUGUUUGGAGGCAGAGCAGAUCGCUUCGGUCCGUUCCACUCUAAUAAUGAGAUCUACUGCAACAAGAUAAAGGUGUUUGAUACAGAGACCAACAGCUGGCUGAACACUGCUACUGCUCAGCUCCCACCAGAGGGACGACGUAGCCACUCAGCCUUUUCCUGUAACGGGGAGCUGUAUAUAUUCGGGGGCUACAACGCUCGUCUGGACCGACACUUCAACGACCUUUGGAAGUUCAACCCAGAGACGUUUUCGUGGAAGAAGGUAGAGCCGCAGGGUAAAGGUCCGUGCCCCAGGAGGAGACAGUGCUGUUGCAUGGUGGGAGAUCGGAUCAUCCUGUUUGGAGGAACCAGCCCAUGUCCAGAACAGGGGAUGGGAGAUGAGUUUAACCUCAUGGAUCAUUCUGACCUCUACAUACUAGACUUCAGUCCUAAUCUGAAGACAUUAUGCAAGCUAGCUGUUAUUAACUACAGUCUUGACCAGGAUGGUCUACCACACGACAUCAGGUGGGAGCUGAACGCCAUGACCACCAACAGUAACAUCAGCAGACCUAUCUUCUCCUCUCAUGGCUAAACUGACCCAGAACACCAGGGCUGAACUGACCUCAAAACUACCACAAUACCAGAACACCAGGGCUGAACUGACCCAAAGCUACCACAAUACCAGAACACCAGGGCUGAACUGACCCAGAGCUACCACAGUACCAGAACACCAGGGCUGAACUGACCCAGAGCUAGCUGGCUGUCAUAGUACCAGAAGAUUAUCCACCGUCUGAGCUGGCCUUUGACACUACUAGAACCUGGCAGAGAACCCUACGGUCUGGCCUUAACCAAGUGCACUUAGCUCCAGCAGUAUCAGGGCUGACUCCACCAGAACCUUAACGCUCUGAAGUCCUGUCAGUAAAACCAUGUUUCUGGUUGUCCUAGGUCUGGUUCUCUACCUGCCAGGGCUGUUUGAAUCUACUGGACCUGAAGACCAGGAGGCUGUCUGCCUGUCUGUUUUUACAGUAACAUUUUGAUCUGGUCUGAAUUGGAGUUUUCUUCUUCCUUGGAUUGUCUAUCUAUCGCUCUCUCUCUCUCUCGCUUCUCUUGUUGUCCUCCCUGGACACUAUCAGGAGGGGGUGAAUGGUGCAUUAGUAUCUGGGUUUGUGUUGCUCUCUUUCUCAAUGUGAAUCACCUUGAUCGUUUUACCAGUAUUACGACAAGCAGAACAUAUUCUUCACUCAACACUGAUUUCUCUUUCUUGAAAGAGUUGCAGAAGUGAAUGCUGACAUUUUGACAUUUAGUUUUCUCUGCUCCGUACUCUCUCCUGACUGAUCAAAUGUCUGUGAUGAUUACCAUAUAUUUAAAGGGGCACCCCUCCAUCAUUGGUUUUGUUUAACAGCUCAUCAGGGAAGGAACAGAAGUUCUGAACUCCAAAUAUUCUGAGUGGAUAACUAACCUCUCUUCUCUCUGUGGAGGUGAAAUACGUGUCAUCCCACUGUACCAGCUGAGAGAAUGCCUCUAGAAUGCAUCCGUCACAGCCAACCACCGUAGAACCCCAUACGGCUGUGCUGCUCACUGCUUACAGCUGACUCUAGAAGUUAGAAUAAGCUUAACAAAGUUAAAAGUUCCAUUCAUCUCCUGGUUAGUCUUUAACUGUCACUCGUGCAACAGGUGAAGAUUUUGGACCCACCACAUGGAGCCUGCCUGUUGAACAAACCUAGAAUACAACAUUGGGUGUAGAGGGCAGUACUAUAGUACUAUUCUAUAUUACUACUAGGGUACUACAGCACUAUACUGCUACUAGGGUACUAUACUACUGGGUACUAUAGUAAUAUACUACUGCUAUACUACUAGGGUACUGUAGUAUUAGGCUACUAUAGUACUUUACUACUACUACUACACUGCUAGGGUACUAUAGUACUAUACUACUAGGGUGCUAUAGUACUAUACUACUAGGGUACUAUAAUACUACUGUGGUAUACUGUUACACUACUGGGGUACUAUAGUAAUAUACUACUGCUAUACUACUAGGGUACUGUAGUAUUAGGCUACUAUAGUACUUUACUACUACUACUACACUGCUAGGGUACUAUAGUACUAUACUACUACUAUACUACUAGGGUGCUAUAGUACUAUACUACUAGGGUACUAUAAUACUACUGUGGUAUACUGUUACACUACUGGGGUACUAUAGUAUUAUACUACUGGAGUACCCUAGUAGUACAGUAGUAGUGUAGUACUACAGUAUCCUAGUAGUAGUAUAGAAUGAUAGUACCCUAGUAGUACAGGGUACUGUAGUAAUAUACUACUGUACUACUAGGGUACUGUACUACUAGUAAUACUAUACUACUUCAAUGCUAGGGUACUAUCGUACUAUACCAUAAACACCUGUCCUACACCUUCCUGGCAUUAGCCAUCUAUUUUAGCCCAGGCAGAAGAACAGCUAU